This is a messenger RNA of Chlorella variabilis, 297 nucleotides long. Its product is annotated as expressed protein. Lineage: Eukaryota; Viridiplantae; Chlorophyta; Trebouxiophyceae; Chlorellales; Chlorellaceae. The record is from RefSeq and is a predicted model, not a curated record. The transcript is spliced from 3 exons. The coding region runs from base 1 to 297 and encodes 98 amino acids.
AUGGCUUACGUCGAUCGCAGCGGUGCGCCAAGUGGUGCAUGGCGCCCCGCCGGCAAUGGGCCUCCGCGCGCCCUGCUGGCGUUUGUCACAGGCAUCGUAAAUUUUAUCAUGUACUUCUUCCGCACCAUCCUCAACCCUUCAGCGGCACAGGAGUACUCGGGGCGCAGCAGACGCGGCGGCGGCGGCGGCGGAGGGCCGGGCGGAGGCCCGCCCCGCCCGCCGCGCGGCCCUAGGAUUACAGGGCUGAGCGACUUGCGAGACGCUGGCGGCGCGGCAGCCUGCGGUGCGGGCGGCUGA